UUGGAGCUGAUAUUCAAUUCAAUUGAGGGGGAGGUUAAUUGGCUUUAGUGGAAGCUCGAUGUGGGUAUCAAAGUAUAUUAUAUGGGUAUUGGGUAAAGACUAGAGAGUUUUGUCUGAUGCAGGUCAAACCUUUUAAGAUUGGCGCCAUCUCUAAUCUCGAUUGUCAAGGCCAAGCUUCGAUAUAAAAAUAUCGAUUCUUCAAACCAAAACAUCGAUAUUCUAUCCGAAACCUUCCCUUCUGGAAAAUAACCUCAAUCUCAAUAUUUUCAUUUACUUACUGGCAACACUAUUUUUUCCAAAUAAAAUAACAUCUUUGAGUAAUUAAUUCUAGAAGUAAAUAACAGGAUUCUCUAAAGAAUGUCAAACUUUAAUUUUAUAUGAAUGGAAGACAGCAAGAACCAGCUGAAAUUAUAAACAACACUAAUUUUAUCAACAACAUUUGGCCACUAUAAUACCGGUAUGUCUCUCUCUCACGCAAGGGUGUUUAUGCAGCUCAUAAGCUCAUCAUUUGCAGCCAUCUCUCCACGCCUCAGAUAUUGCAGCAAAUGCAUACAAAAUAGAUUCAUUCAUAACUCACUGCCACUCAUAACAAGAGUACUCACUAACAAUACUAUUCAAGAGAAAAAUAGUUCUCACCUGUUGAGCGUUCAUUCACCAGUUGGAGUAGUACACCGUUCAUAUGCUAAAGGAAGGGACAAAAAGAAGGGUGAUAAAGGACAGAAAAAAUCAGUUUCUAUCGAUGAAUCAGUCUUGAAUGGAGUUGUCGAUGUUGAAAAUCUUCGCAGCCAGAUGCAAAAGCAUGUUGACGAUUUGCAGGAAGAUUACAUCAAGAAUCUGUCUCUACGUUCGACCUCAGGCGCAAUCGAGCAAUUAAAAGUUAAAUUCGAAGGCAAUGACUACGUACUGCAAGAUCUGGCGCAAGUGAUCAGGCAGAAUCCGAAAUCGAUAAUACUGAAUAUGGCCUCCUUCCCCACAGCCAUACCAGCCGUGCUGGAUGCCAUUGCCAAGUCGGGCAUGAAUCUUAACUGUCAGCAGGAUGCAACAAAACUGUUCAUUCCAGUGCCUAAGGUGACUAAAGAAUUGAGAGAACAGUUGGCUAAAAAUGCAAAAGCGCUCUUCAUAAAAUGUAAGGACAACAUAAAAGACGUUCAAAACAAACACCUGAAAACUGUCAAAUCCAAAGAGAAGACGGGACUUUCACAAGAUUUAUCCAGGACUGUAUGUGAUCAGAUCACAGCAGUAUGUGACACAUAUGUAGCUCAAGCUGAAAAAGUCCUGUCAAUAAAGGAGGCAGAACUAAAAGGAAAUCAGAACUGAUAAGUUAAUUGUAGUUCACUAGUUAUGUACAUAUAUGUAGACCCCGUAUGUCGUCUCCAGUAACUAUAUUAAAUAAGGAUAUUGAACUAAAAA
Molecule: messenger RNA, 1410 nt
Organism: Nilaparvata lugens (brown planthopper)
Lineage: Eukaryota; Metazoa; Arthropoda; Insecta; Hemiptera; Delphacidae
Gene: mRRF1
Product: ribosome-recycling factor, mitochondrial
Exons: 6
Coding region: 460-1317 (285 amino acids)
Biological process (GO): translation
Cellular component (GO): mitochondrion
Molecular function (GO): ribosomal large subunit binding
Source: RefSeq, a predicted model, not a curated record